GAGAAGCCAUCGCUAACUGCUAGUGCUUAUUGAAACUAGCGUGUGUGGAAAACUUUUGAAAAUAGCGAAAAAGUCGCUAAAAGAAGGAGUAACUCCGAGUGUUUAGGUAGAACGAGUCUACGUUUAAUCGUUAAGCGGGAAAAUAACCGCUGUAACGAGUAAAACAAUUAGUUUUAGCGUUCACUGGACAGAGAUACAACACCAAACAGUGUACACAGAGCAGGAAGUAAACCGGAAAUGACUCAGUACGCUUACCGCCUGACAGCAGAAUGAUAAAGUGUGGAAAAAGGAAAAAUAAUUCUGUGUGCAUGUGCCCCAUCAUCACCCCUAACAAUUAUGUUGGACCCCAUGAGAAUCACUACUGCAUGACGGCUGCAGAAGGCCUGUAGGUGGCAGUGUGCACCUUAAUGAAAGGAGGAGUCCACUAUCUGCAAUUUAGAAGUACACAAAUAAAUUGUUUUGUUUUAAUUAAUAAUCAGUAAUUGAUGAAUCUAAAAUGUAAGAAAUGGAUGUAACAAAAAUGUAGCAAUGACUUCGUUCCUUCCUUCCUGUCCUUUUACCCCAAUUUACCUUCUGCGUGAUACUUUGUGAUUACAUUAAGCAAAGGAAAGACGACUUGUCCUCUAUUAGUGGUCCUGCAUCACAGAGUCUGUGUCCAGCUGUUCAGGGUCUACUGGACGCCACUCAGCAAUCAGACAGAGCAGCUUUUGUCUGAUAAAUCUUAACAAGCAAGCAGCCAAAUUGGAGUCACAAGUACGCACAGUCUGUGGGGAGUUUCAGGCUGCAGGCUUGUGUGGGCUGCAACUUUUCUACCUCUGCCGGACCAUAAUUCAAGUCAAAUCAUGAUCUGAGCAGCAGGGUCUGGGGAAGUAUAAGAGUGUUCUAACGCAAUAUGGAGAGCUGGCACUGUUUGCUGCUGCUGUGCACACUAAGUUUAGUGCUGGCCUCUGGAGAGGCGACGAAAAAUGAUGAUGACAUCGACCUUGUCAGCUUUCUGAGAAGUAUCUACCCCGGGCUGCUGGUGAGAGACGAGCCGUUCAUCAUCAACAGAGACUUUGAGAUAAACUCCCUCAAGGAGCUGAGGCGCCCCGAGGUCCUCUCAAUCACAGAGCAAACCAAGGACAAACCAGUCAAUCAGGAUACAAAUGGAGCUCCUGGACCUGUGGUGUUAACCAAAGACGGCCAGAUCAAGGGGGUUACGGUGGAUAAGGCCCAUAUAUUUUAUGGAAUACCAUAUGCAGAUCCCCCUGUUGGGGCUUACCGCUGGAAGCCCCCGAGACCUGUGAGUCCUUGGCCAGGGGUUUAUGAUGCCUCCUUCCCCAGGGCAGCAUGUGUGCAGGCCUGCAGCGGACCCAUCACUGAGGAGUGUCCUCAGAUAGUUAGCGAGGACUGUCUCUACCUCAACAUCUUCGUCCCAGUGGAUGUGAACUUCAGCUCCCCUCUGCAGAGCCCGCUGCCUGUCAUGGUGUGGAUUCAUGGGGGGGAUUUCAUUGCUGGCUCUGCCUCCAAGCCGCUGUACGAUGGACGCUUCAUCAGCAACUUCACCCACACUGUUGUUGUAAGCCUGGAGUACAGACUGGGUGCCUUUGGGUUCCUUGUGUCGGGCAAAGACCCUCACACCUCAGCUGCAGGGAAUUAUGGGAUAUUGGACCAGCAGGCGGCUCUUCUUUGGGUUCAGCGGAACAUUGCGGUGUUUGGAGGGGAUCCAAGCAAGGUGACAAUAUUUGGGGAGAGUGCAGGUGCUCAGUCAGUGAGUCUUCACCUUAUGAUCCAGAGCAGCAAGCCUCUGUUUAAACAGGCUGUCCUGCAGAGUCUGCCCUUCUCCAUCCCCCUGAAGACCAGACACGAUGCCCUGAAGCUGGGAAAAGACUUUGCUAAACAGACCAACUGCUCUGUGAGCAACAUCGUCUGCCUGCUGUCUCUCACUCCACAGGCCGUCCUGGCUGCCCAGAUGAAAACAAGCUCCAAGAUUGUGAACCCGUUCCGGUUCCUGGAAGUCUUUGAGACGUGGGGUCCGUAUAUUGAUGGGGAGUUAAUAAAAGAGCAAGCUGUCACUGCCUUCCAGAAGGGCCACUGGCAGAAAGAGAAGGCAGUGCUGCUGGGUACAACCUCAGAGGAGGGGGUGAUCUUUGUGUAUGGCGUCUUCAACAAGCCAGUCUCUGCACUGGAGAGCACAGUGUACAUCACAGCCAUCUUUAAACAGCACGCUCUGCGGAUCCUGCACAAGUACCUGCCCCUGUACAGGGACGCUGACCGCAGGGAUAUGCUAGCUCAGAUUGUCACCGACUACGUAUUCCUGUGUCCAUCCAGGAGGUCAGCACGUGCUGGCACAGCAGCAGGCAGCGAGGUGUGGAUGUACGUGUUCGACCAUGUGGCGUCAGACCAUCGAGUGUGGUCAGGUCUGACUUUCUGCUACCAGCAUGCCUGCCACGGCGCAGAGCUGCCUUUUCUCUUUCACUCUGCCUCGGUGGCCAACUUCACCCUGUCACUACCAGAGAAACUGCUAUCCAAUCGGAUGCUGUGCUACUGGGGUGCCUUUGCCCACACUGGCGACCCUUCCUCACGGGUCCAACAAACAACUUUCUGCCGGGAACAGCGUCUGCCCGUUUGGCCACGCUAUUCUGACACCACUGGCUGGCUUGUCAUGAACCUGACAGUACGCUCGCAUGCACAAGUGGGAACCAGGAGUCAUAUAUGUGACUUCUGGGACAAACUGGGCAUCUACUAGUGAGGGGACAGGCUGGGCAGGGAAGUGUUGGGUUGCUUUGCAUUGAAGUAACAUCAAUACAUGCUGUUCUCUUUGUUCCUGAAUAUGUAAAGUCAGUUGGAAAAUCUUGCAGCAUGAAGUUGCAGUGUUCAUCUCAUACAUUCAUCAGUAUUAAAUAUGACCAAGCAGCAAUUAAUUAAAUAAAUAGCUUUUAGAAAGAAAAUGUUUUUUCUAUUGCCUUUCUCCAGCAACAUAUACUUUUGAAGGUAAAGUAGUAGUAGUGCACAUCAGUUUUGCAAAACUGCUUGAAUUAUCAGCAUUCUGUCAUCAUCUAUUGGUCACCAGUAGGAAUAGCCUCUCUAGCCAAAGUACCACCAUUUUCCCUUUUUACGUGAGUAAAUGUCAAAAGCUGCAGAACUGCAUGGAAGGUCAAUGGAAAUGUAUGUAUCGUAAAUUCAGGUGAAGAAGAGUUCAUAAAAGUAAAAAAAAAAGUAGUGUGAGAAGCAAUACUUAAUUUCCAGUAAGCAAUCAAAAAGGAAAGUUAGUGGAAGAGUGGAAGAAGGCUCAUGAAGAGCUAGAACUGAGUGUCAUCUGCAUAGCAAUGAACUGAAUGCCAAAUUUCCUAAAGAUAUGGCCAAGAGGUAAAAGGUAAUUGAUUGAUUGAUUGAUUGAUUGAUUAAUUUAUAUCUUCUUGAGACCUGUCAGAUAAACACACAUGGAGUCGGUAUGUGUUGUUAGCUAGCUAGCCGUUAGGGUGAAUAAACACAAAAAGCACUCCAGGGUUUCUCUAUGUUUCAACAGGACCUAUUUUACGUGCAUAUUGGCAAAAUGGUAGUUUCGUUUUGUAGUUACAAGUAAUGUUAACGUCAUUAAUCCAAUAAAUGUUUAAGACCUGUCAAAAUUAAAACAUUUUAAGGCCUAAAAUUAUAAUCAUUGGAUUCAAGACACCCUGCACUGCAGAAUUACAAUUUGAGCAAGUAAAGCAGGCAAAGACUUGUGUCCCACUCAACUUGAACACACCUAGUGCACCCACUGUCAAAGCCUCCUAAAAUUAAUCCUAUGAGACAAUAAAUUGAAUGCACAAGUGAUAAAAAUAAGUAAAAUUAUCUUAAAAAUAAUCUGUUUCCUGUUUCCAACAGCACUUGUCAAAUGUAAUAGUAAAAUCACAGUGUGGAAGAGGCUAGUGUGAUACAACAAACCGAUCAGCCAUAACAUUCUGAGCACUGAUAGGUGAAAUGAAUAACACUGAUUAUCUGGUUAUCAUGGCGCCUGUCAGUGGGUGGGAUAUAUUAGGCAGCAAGUAAACAUUUUAUCCUC
Messenger RNA from Morone saxatilis (striped sea-bass), 4024 nucleotides. RefSeq names its product cAMP-regulated D2 protein. Bases 893 to 2728 code for a protein of 611 amino acids. Gene Ontology annotation, molecular function: cholinesterase activity. The record is from RefSeq and is a predicted model, not a curated record. The transcript has 8 exons. NCBI's taxonomy places the organism in Eukaryota, Metazoa, Chordata, Actinopteri, Moronidae.